Falco peregrinus (peregrine falcon) is the source of this 2016-nucleotide messenger RNA. It is a transcript of the gene RPL3L, whose product is annotated as ribosomal protein L3 like. Bases 878 to 1945 code for a protein of 355 amino acids. Gene Ontology annotation, biological process: ribosomal large subunit assembly; translation. Gene Ontology annotation, cellular component: cytosolic large ribosomal subunit; ribosome. The record is from RefSeq and is a predicted model, not a curated record. Gene Ontology annotation, molecular function: RNA binding; structural constituent of ribosome. NCBI's taxonomy places the organism in Eukaryota, Metazoa, Chordata, Aves, Falconiformes, Falconidae. The transcript is spliced from 10 exons.
CGGGCUCAGGCCGCGGCAGCGCAGGGGCCCCACCCGCUGCCUCCGCCUCUUCUCCGGUCGGAAUCGCCAGUAUCACCAGCAUCACACCGUCUGUUUUCCUACCUGGGCUUACAGAGGGGUUUUAGUCUGUCCCUACCCAGCGCAGCCGGCUGCACCGAGCUGGGGGCGCCCGGCAUGGGCCUGGGCCGCUCUGGGUGCGCGGUGCCUCAUUAGGAAGCUGAGCUAAUUGCUGCCAUCCACGUUCAAGUUGUUUAGGAGGGAGAUGUGUAAACUGAGACACUGGCAACUGACCUUUAUCAUGCCGCAUCUGCUAUGUCUAACCUGCCAGCCUGGCGGAGCAUGAGAGGAAUAUAGCAGCGGGUGAAGUUAGUAGCUAAAUUUGUGUCUUCAGACCGAGAACCAUCUUAAGUGUUCGGCUGGAGGGGCCCUUGCCACAGCCGCCUCCUGCUGCCGAGCCGGGCUGAAGCUGUCCCAUGGUUUGUAAAGCUGGCACCGCUGUCUGGGGAGUGUGUGACAGGAACCGAGCAGGGCUGGCUUACUGGUGCCACUGGUGCGGCUGGACCGGGCUCGAACCCCACAUAGUUCCGCUUGGGCUGGAAAAUCAGCUUGGUGGAGUGUGCAGCCCGGUGCCGGACUGCUCUUCGUAAGGAGGGAGCUGCAGUGGAUGCGGAACUAACCCUGCGCUGCUUGUGCUGGCCCGUUCCCCUGCCUUGGAGCCAAUUGUUCCCACCGCAAGUUCUCUGCUCCCAGGCAUGGCCACCUGGGCUUUCUCCCCCAUAAGAGAAGCCGUCGCCACCGAGGGAAGGUGAAGACAUGGCCUAAGGAUGAUCCCAGCAAACCAGUCCACCUGACAGCUUUCCUGGGCUACAAAGCUGGCAUGACACACGUUGUGCGGGAGGUGCACAGGCCUGGGCUCAAGGUCUCCAAGAGGGAGGAGGUAGAGGCUGUGACAAUCGUUGAGACCCCCCCAAUGGUGGUGGUGGGAGUCGUGGGGUAUGUAGAAACACCAAAGGGCUUGAGGAAUUUCAAGACUGUUUUUGCUGAGCACAUCAGCGAUGAGUGCCGGCGGCGCUUCUACAAGAACUGGCACAAAAGCAAGAAGAAGGCGUUCACCAAGUACUGCAAAAAAUGGCAGGAUGAGGAUGGCAAAAAGCAGCUGGAGAAGGAUUUUGCGGCUAUGAAAAAGUACUGCAAGGUCAUUCGUGUGAUUGUGCACACACAGAUGAAGCUGCUCCCACUGCGGCAGAAGAAGGCCCACGUGAUGGAGAUCCAGCUGAAUGGUGGGACAGUGGCUGAAAAGGUUGACUGGGUUCGUGAGAGGCUGGAGAAGCAGGUCUCCGUGCACAAUGUCUUCAGCCAGAAUGAGAUGAUUGAUGUCAUUGGUGUGACCAAGGGGCAUGGGAUGAAAGGGGUGACAAGCCGUUGGCACACCAAGAAGCUCCCCAGGAAGACGCACAAGGGCUUGCGCAAAGUUGCCUGCAUCGGAGCCUGGCACCCAGCCCGGGUUGGUUACUCCAUUGCUCGGGCUGGCCAGAAGGGCUACCACCACCGCACGGAGCUCAACAAGAAGAUUUACCGCAUUGGCCAUGGGAUCCAUGUGGAGGAUGGCAAAGUGGUGAAGAACAAUGCCUCGACACACUACGAUGUCACGGAGAAGACCAUUACGCCUCUGGGUGGCUUUCCUCACUAUGGGGAGGUCAACAACGACUUCCUCAUGCUGAAAGGCUGCGUCGUGGGCACAAAGAAGCGUGUGCUCACCCUCCGUAAGUCCCUUCUGGUGCAUACAAGCCGCCGGGCUCAGGAAGCCAUUGAACUCAAAUUUAUUGAUACUACUUCCAAGUUUGGCCAUGGCUGCUUCCAGACAGCUCAGGAGAAGCGGGCUUUCAUGGGCCCUCAGAAGAAGCACUUGGUGAAAGGGAAGCCAAGUGUGCAGGAGGAGCUGUGAGGACUGAGACAUGCAAGGCUACCUAUCUGGGCACUUUCAAUAAAGGGGCUACAAGCCAUGCCUGCUCCCUA